CGGCCCCCCGGUGGAGGGAAUCAGGAAGCGGCUGCGGCCCAAGCGCCUCCCGCGGGACGAAGCUCGGGAACUGCUGGACGCGGGGAAGGGUGUCGCUGAGCUCGGGAGCCGCAGAAAUGAAACGCUUCCUGAGGUCCGGUCAUGACUCUGUGCGAGAGAGACUGAAAAGGGACCUGUUCCAGUUUAACAAGACCGUUGAACAUGGAUUUCCUCACCAGCCUAGUGCCCUGGGGUUCAGCGACUCACUACGGCUCAUGGCAAUUGGGACCCGUUCUGGAGCCAUCAAAGUAUAUGGCUGCCCUGGCGUGGAGUUCAUGAACUUGCACGAACAGAAUAACGCAGUGAUAAAGAUCAGCUUUGUUCCAAACCAGUGCCAACUUAUCACACUUCUGGAUGACAACAGCCUCCACCUGUGGUCACUGAGGCAGCAAGAUGGCGGGUCAGAGCUGCAGGAGGAGAAGAAGUUCACUCUUCGAGGACCGCCUGGGGCGCCUCCCAGUUUAACACAAAUUAAGGUGCUCCUUGCACACUCCUCUGGAGAGCGGCUGUUUGUGGGCACAGAAGGGGGCAGUGUUUUCACCCUUGCUCUACCAUCCUUGCAAGUCCUAGAAGAGAAAACGGUUGGGCAUGACAUGGCCCUACAGGGUCUUCCAGAUGAGUAUUCUGACAGACGCCCCUUUGAGUCAGUGGAAGCUUUGCAGGAGCAUCCGAAGAACCCGGACCAAAUCCUGAUCGGCUACAGUCGUGGACUUAUGAUGGUGUGGGAUGUGCGGGCUGGCCGCAGCGUGCAGCGUUUCCUUGGCACCCAGCAACUGGAAAAUAUCUACUGGUGCCGGGAUGCCCAGCAAAUUAUAAGUUGUCACAAUGAUGGUGGUUACAGUCAGUGGGAAGCCAGCGGUGAACAUAUACAGCAGUCUCCCAUGGAGAAUAAAGUGCCAUAUGGUCCCUUCCGCUGUAAAGCCAUCGGUAAGAUAACGUGGUUGACGUCACGCAGAGGGUCACCGUAUAUUGUGUUCCAAGGUGGCAUGCCCAUGGCAAGUUACGGAGACAGGCACAGCAUCUCUGUAGUCCAUGGGAGCCAACAAACUGCAUUUGACUUCACGUCUAGGAUAAUUGAUCAUAUGGUGAUUUGCAACUCUGAUCCUGCAUCUGACUAUGACGACCCACGUGCCCUUCUGGUUCUGGCAGAAGAGGAGCUUGUGGCCAUUGAUCUUCAAACACCUGGCUGGCCAGUAAUCCAGUGCCCGUACCUGGUCUCCUUACACUGCUCAGCAAUCACCUGUUCUUAUCAUAUCUCUUCUAUUCCUCUGAAGCUGUGGGAAAGAAUUAUCAUUGCAGGCAAAAAGCAGAACACCCACUACUCCAGCAUGCCAUGGCCAGUUGAUGGUGGCGUAAACUUGGCUGAAGCCCCAAGGCAAAGGGAUUUACUGUUAACAGGACAUGAGGAUGGCACUGUGCGUUUCUGGGAUGCAUCCGGGAUAUGCCUUCAGCUGAUGUACAAAAUGAGCACAGUGGGGGUCUUCCAGACUGACAUGGACCCAAAUGAAAACCUGAACUCCCAAGGAGACGAAGACUGGCCCCCUCUGAGGAAAGUUGGCAGUUUUGACCCGUACAGUGAUGAUCCCCGUCUGGGAAUUCAGAAGAUUUACCUCUGUAAAUAUAGUGGCUACCUGUCUGUAGGUGGGACUGCAGGACAGGUCCUUAUUCUUGAGCUGAAUGACGAGGCCUCGCAGCACGCGGUAGACCAUACUCUGGUGGACCUCUUACAGGAGCAGGAAGGAUAUCGCUGGAAAGGCCAUGAGCGGCUUCAUUCACGACAGGACCCAGUGCGCUUCCCCCCUGGCUUUCAACCUUUUGCUUUGGUACAGUGCCAACCGCCUGCUGCUGUCACUUCCUUGGUACUGCAUUCUGAGUGGAGGUUGCUGGCGUUUGGCACAAGUCAUGGAUUUGGAGUGUAUGAUUUUCAGCGGAAGUGUCAAGUGAUGGUUAAAUGCACACUACAUGCCAGUGACCAGCUAGCCCUGGAAGGGCCUUUGUCUCGUGUGAAGUCACUGAAGAAAUCUUUGCGCCAAUCUUUUCGGCGCAUCCGAAGGAGCCAGGUCAAUAAGCGAAGGGAUGGAGCUGCAACUAAAGUGCAGGAGGCAAAUGCCCGCUUAGAGCAGGAGGCUCUGCACGAGAUGGAGCUAGCCCCUGUACAACGCAAGAUUGAAGCUCGAUCGGCAGAAGAUUCCUUCACCGGGUUUGUGCGAACACUGUAUUUUGCGGACACCUUCAUCCGUGACAGCAUCCGGCAUUGUCCCUCGUUAUGGGCCGGUACUAAUGGUGGCACAGUCUAUGCGUUUUCUUUGCGCGUCCCUCCAACAGAACGGCGGAUGGAAGAGGCAGUGUCCGCAUCACAGAUCAAAGAAAUCCAACUUAUGCACCGAGCACCAGUAGUGGGGAUCCUCAUUCUGGAUGGUCACAGCGUUCCCCUUCCUGAACCUCUUGAAGCUGCUCAUGACCUUUCAAAAAGUCCAGAUAUGCAAGGCAGCCACCAAUUGCUGGUCAUAUCUGAAGAACAGUUCAAGGUAUUCACUUUGCCAAAAGUGAGCAGUAAAUUGAAGCUGAAGCUGACUGCCACAGAAGGAUGCCGGGUGCGGAAGGCCGCAGUCUGCACGUUUGGUAGUUGUCGGGCAGAGGACCAUACUGAAAAUCACUUGACAGUUCUGACCAACUUAGGGGACCUCCAGGUAGUUUCACUUCCCCAUCUUAAGCCACAAGUGCGUUAUGACUGUAUCCGGAAGGAAGAUGUGAGUGGAAUAGCAUCCUGUGUGUUCACCAAGUCUGGGCAAGGGUUUUACCUCAUAUCCCCGUCCGAAAUGGAACGUUUCUCGCUGUCCACAUGCUGGCUCAUCGCUCCUCGAUGCAAGGUUGAUCCACCAGAACCAUCUGUGAAUGGAAGGCCCCGAAGAGGUGACAGCACAGAAAGACAAAGCGAAAGAUCCAGGAUGCCCAGCAGGAGCGACUCCAGUACAGAUGCACACAGACCUCCAAGGCAGGUGAUGGAGCACGCGUUGCUGAAUGAUGAGCACAUGCUGAAGGAGAUCCAGAGUACUCUGGAAGGUUCUCGAACGAGUUAUGGGGAAAGGCACUCCCGCCAGAUCGCUGUAGGAGGCAGGCUCAGCAAUGGAUCAGCAGAAUGACCUUCUUCCUGACCCGCGGAUGUUCUGGGUCCCAUCUGACCCGUUGUGAAUACACUACUGACCCGAGGCCCUUGGACUAGAGCAAGCUACAAGACAAUAUGCUUUUCUCCAUGGUUUGGACUCUGUGGCCAUACACCCUCCAUUCUGCACACGUCUCUUUAGCUAUUCCUACAGGAAUUUGUUUUAAGUUAUAAAUUUUACUGCCUUACACCCUUCCCUCUGUGCGUUCCUUGGAGGAAGAUGGCCAAAUAGUUUGUUUUUUUUAAAUUUUGUUUUUAAUAUUUUAUUUUCUUUUUAUUGAAUGAUUUUAGAAACCAUGUUUGUUUAUUUUUUGUUUUUUUUUACUGUACAAUCUGGUGUAAACCGCCCUUGAUGUCGGGUAUCUUGAAUUUAUUGGGUUAUUGUGCUUCCCAGUGAUUGGGCUGACAUGCAAUCUAUUUUUAUAGGAAAUAACCAUUUUGGUUGCCUUGCACACCAAUAAAUUAUAUGUUCAGCUAUU
Bufo bufo (common toad) is the source of this 3681-nucleotide messenger RNA. It is a transcript of the gene LLGL2, whose product is annotated as LLGL scribble cell polarity complex component 2. The transcript has 26 exons. Gene Ontology annotation, cellular component: cytoplasm; plasma membrane; cortical actin cytoskeleton. NCBI's taxonomy places the organism in Eukaryota, Metazoa, Chordata, Amphibia, Anura, Bufonidae. Gene Ontology annotation, biological process: establishment of spindle orientation; cortical actin cytoskeleton organization; regulation of Notch signaling pathway. Bases 117 to 3182 code for a protein of 1021 amino acids. The record is from RefSeq and is a predicted model, not a curated record. Gene Ontology annotation, molecular function: myosin II binding; GTPase activator activity.